AUACGAAACCAAAGUACAAUUACCCAAACACUAUCUUGCAGUCUCUCCACCUCUGCGAAUCGCAACCGCCAUGAGUUUAUUCUUCGAAGGACACGAGGAUCACGUAUCAAUCAUUAAACAUCGUGAUGGUUUGGAAUGCGAUGCUUGUGAUAGAUCGUUUGGUGAUGUCUUCUCAUGUGGUGAAUGCAAGUUUAUUGUUCACAAGAAAUGUGUAUUUAUGUUCGACAUACAAGAGAUAUUUGACCAUCCUUCUCAUGAUGGACAUUGUCUUAAGCUUCUCACAACAGGAGCUCCUGAUUACACCGACCAAAAAUGCCAUCUCUGCGGUAAAAAGACCAAGCGUCUUCUUUAUCAUUGCUCUGAUUGUAAACUCAAUUUGGAUAUUGAUUGCAUAAUUGAUCACAUAUGUGCUCGAUCCCCUCUGAAAAUGCCGUGGCACCACCACCCUCUAAUCAAGGUUGAACACGGGAAUAAUAUGCUUUGCGACUUUUGUAAUGAAUCGGGCAUAGACUAUUGCUGCCCUCGUUGCAGGUUCAUGAUUCAUGAGAGAUGUGUUUUCGUAUUCGACUCACCAGAGAUUACUCAUCCUUCUCAUGUCAGACAUCCUCUUAAGCUUCUCAGCAAUGGAGCUCCAGAUUACACAAACUUAAAAUGUCAUAUAUGUGGAGAUGCCACUGGGAACUUACUAUAUCAUUGUGAUAUUUGUAAGUUCAACUUGGAUAUGCGUUGUGCGGUUAGGAAACCCACACCAGUUGCUCUUUCAGAUGUGAAGGUCCAUGAGCAUACACUCACACUCAUGCCAAGAUUGAUCUCCUUCGUUUGUGAUGCUUGUGGGAUGAAAGGCGACCGUGCUCCUUAUUUUGGGAUAUCAAGUUCGCCAAAACAGGAGAACAAAUCAAUGACGGUGUUGAACUGCUGCCAAACAAUACAUCUUCACGGCCACUUUGCGUAAAUUGUCAAUGUCGUUGCCUAGGUCCCUUCUUUCUUAAGAAUUAUAACAACAUAUGCUAUUGUUCUUAUUACUGCUAUGCACGGCUUCAUUCUAUGAGGUACUUUUGGAGUAAACUCAGAUGCCCUCC
This is a messenger RNA of Arabidopsis arenosa, 1079 nucleotides long. The record is from the annotation of a GenBank genome assembly. Lineage: Eukaryota; Viridiplantae; Streptophyta; Magnoliopsida; Brassicales; Brassicaceae.